UUACAAAUAUUAUUUUUACUAUGACAUGAAAACAUAUGAAGCCUAUAAAUUCACUUUCUGUAAACGCAUUAAACAAAAGAAAACCUGUAGCACUUAAGCCUGGACAUUCAUUAUUAAAUUGGAUAUCUUAUUGUGCUUCCAAACCUGAUCUUUCAUCAUUUUACCCUAAAUCAAAACCUCCUUUCAUAACAUCUGAGGAACUAUGUAAGCACAAUACUGAAAACGAUUGCUGGAUGUCUAUUCAAAACAAUGUAUUUAACAUGACGCCUUAUCUCGAAUACCAUCCCGGAGGUAUAGAGGAGUUAAUGAAAGGAGCUGGAAAAGACGCCACAACAUUAUUCAUGGAGAUACAUAAAUGGGUAAACUAUCCGAAAUUAUUGGCCAAAUGCUACAUAGCUCCUCUCAAGAAAAUACCCUUUAAUACUUUGUCAAUACCCGAAAUAGUCAUACCUGCUAUUCAAAAUUUGCCAGUCAACAAUAACGCUAUCAAAUCUGCGUCGUUUUCAAUAUUAACAGAAAUAGCUGACGUAUCUAAUCAUUUUAAAGACUCCAACAUUUCUAAAUUGAUCUCAUUUUCCUCGUAUGAAAAAGAUCGGAGAAAAUACUCAUUACAUAAUCAGGUCGAUACAUUAGCCUUAGUUAUUAAAUCAGCGAAAUACUCAAUUAAAAUUCAAAAAGGUUUUGUCGCUCGUUUAAAAUCGAAUUCCAUCCAAUUUUUGGCCUAUUUUACCGAUUUAAGAUAUAUGCUACAUUUAGAGUUCCUACCUCCCACUAAAAAUUAUUGCAAAAUUAAAUGGGAUAAUAUUGAUAUAGGCUCAGUGGAAAUAGACAUAUAUUACCUUAUGGGUAAAGAGAAGACGAUAGCCAAUUAUUCGAAUCCGAAUUUAUUAGUUACAAAUUCUAAUUCUAAUAAUUCUUCGCAUCGUUAUCGGCCUUUGAUAAACAAUGAUUUUAUUUAUCCAGCUCUUGAUUACACAAUGCACAUGCAAUAUCACAAGUGCACAUUAGUGGAAAAAGAACGUUUAACAUUCGAUACCUAUUCAUUUAUAUUCGCCCUACCUCCCGAUAUAUCUAUGAAAACGCCCUUGGGUUUUCACACAUUCAUAAAAUUGGAUCAAAAUAAGCCGAAUCUAGUCAAACCGUACACUCCCGUGCCAACAUCCUUAAUUUUAUCCAGGGACUCUGUUUUUUCUCCUCUGGCCGAUAUCAUCCCCUUUUACAAUAACUCAUUAAACUUUAUCAUCAAAAUAUAUGCCGAUGGAGUGUUCACUCAAACGCUAGACCAAAAAAUAAAAAUAGGUGAUCCGGUUUGGAUAAGCGAUUUCGUGGGAGAUUUCAAUGAAAGCCUCUUACUAAAAAACCUUCAAAAAUUAUUGUUGAUUGGGGCGGGAACAGGAAUUACACCUAUAUUGGGGAUCCUUAAUAGGAUUUAUAAUGAUAAUAAUGCAGCGCCAGUUGAUCCUAACAUUUCAAAAGACAUUUCCACAAAAAAUAUCUCUAAAUCUAAUUUCGAUAAAAUUUUACUCAUGGACUUCAAUAAAACUACCGAAGACAUCAUUUAUCAUAAUCAAUUUAACCAUUUACGAGAUACUUGGUCUAAUAGGUUUACUUAUAUAAGCGUUAUAUCAAGGCCUAACGUCAAAAUUAAAUCUCAUAAAGGACCAGUUGGUAGGAUCAAUGCGAACAUGUUAAAAAAAUAUGCUUUGCCUAUACUAUUGCCUAACGUAGAUGCCGACAUUGAAACCAAAAUAUUUGAUAUUCAUCGAUCUUGUACCAUAAAUAAUGUUUUAGUAUGUAUAUGUGGAUCUACGGCUUUCAAUCAAUCCGCUCAUGACAUCUAGAAAGGGAUUUUUGUGCUCUCGGGUAAGGUUUUGUGUCAGCUACCUUUUUAAAAAAACGGCGUUAUGCAAGGAUAUGUUUCGCAUAAUUCACGUGAGUUCUUUAAAUGAUGGGUCGUAGACCAACGUGCAGAAUGAAUGAAUUGCCAUUCUAAUGGUCUGUGGGAGAGCAAAAUCAGGUGAAACUUCACACCUCAUCAUGUGAAGGUAUCUGAAAGAAAUAUGUUCUAAAAGUUUUAAUAUCCCCUGACUGUAAGAGAAAUCAUACAUAGUAGCAAUUAAUAAUAUAACCAAUCACUACAUUCAGAGAAUGAAUCUUGAGAAAAAUUAUCCUA
Molecule: messenger RNA, 2173 nt
Organism: Gordionus sp. m RMFG-2023
Lineage: Eukaryota; Metazoa; Nematomorpha; Gordioida; Chordodea; Parachordodidae
Product: cytochrome b5 reductase 4-like
Exons: 14
Coding region: 36-1841 (601 amino acids)
Molecular function (GO): heme binding; FAD binding; cytochrome-b5 reductase activity, acting on NAD(P)H
Source: RefSeq, a predicted model, not a curated record